GGAAUGACUGAUUCUCUACGAGGGUGCAUCCAGCCAUGGGAGCAGGCUGAUGAGGAAGGUUUGGGGAGCAAGUUCUUGGGAUCUCUCCAAGUCAUCCUAUAGAAGAGGAUUCUGAAGACUUAGCCCUGGCAUGCUAACCUAGGUAAACCAUGUUAUUAGCCCAGAUAAAUCGAGAUUCUCAGGGAAUGACUGAGUUUCCUGGAGGGGGAAUGGAGGCUCAGCAUGUCACUCUUUGCCUGACAGAGGCAGUAACUGUGGCAGAUGGGGACAAUCUGGAAAACAUGGAAGGUGUCAGCCUGCAAGCAGUGACCCUGGCAGAUGGCUCCACAGCUUACAUCCAGCACAAUUCCAAAGAUGGAAAACUCAUGGAUGGCCAGGUUAUUCAACUAGAGGACGGUUCUGCUGCCUAUGUCCAACAUCUUCCUAUACCUAAGAGUACAGGGGACAGUUUGCGUUUAGAAGAUGGACAGGCAGUUCAGUUGGAAGAUGGAACUACAGCUUUUAUUCAUCAUACCUCCAAAGACAGUUAUGACCAGAGUGCACUACAGGCCGUCCAGUUGGAGGACGGCACCACUGCCUAUAUUCACCACACUGUACAAGUUCCCCAGUCGGACACCAUCUUGGCUAUUCAGUCAGAUGGCACCGUGGCGGGCCUGCACACAGGGGACGCCACCAUUGACCCUGAUACCAUAAGUGCUUUGGAACAGUAUGCUGCAAAGGUGUCUAUUGAUGGAAGUGACAGUGUCACUGGUGCUGGGAUAAUUGGUGAAAAUGAGCAGGAGAAGAAAAUGCAGAUUGUAUUGCACGGACACGGGACGAGAGUCACCGCUAAAUCACAACAAAGCGGAGAAAAGGCCUUUCGGUGUAACUACGAAGGAUGUGGAAAACUCUACACGACGGCUCACCACCUGAAGGUCCAUGAAAGGUCACACACAGGGGACCGGCCGUACCAGUGUGAGCAUCGUGGCUGUGGGAAGGCCUUUGCCACAGGUUAUGGAUUAAAAAGUCAUUUCAGAACCCACACAGGAGAAAAGCCAUAUCGGUGUUCAGAAGAUAAUUGUAUGAAGUCUUUUAAAACAUCAGGUGACCUACAGAAACACAUUCGAACUCAUACAGGUGAACGACCCUUCAAGUGUACCUUUGAAGGAUGCGGCAGGUCCUUUACUACAUCAAACAUCAGAAAAGUGCACAUUAGGACACAUACAGGAGAAAGACCCUAUUACUGUACAGAGCCAGGAUGUGGGAGGGCAUUUGCCAGUGCAACAAAUUAUAAGAAUCAUGUGAGGAUACACACAGGGGAGAAGCCAUAUGUUUGUACAGUCCCUGGGUGUGAUAAACGAUUCACAGAAUAUUCCAGUUUGUACAAACACCACGUUGUUCACACUCACUCCAAACCGUACAACUGCAAUCACUGUGGGAAAACGUAUAAGCAGAUCUCCACCUUAGCGAUGCACAAGCGAACAGCUCACAACGACACAGAGCCAAUUGAGGAAGAGCAAGAGGCCUUCUUCGAGCCCCCACCAGGUCAAGGCGAGGAUGUCCUCAAAGGUCCGCAGAUAACAUACGUUACAGGCGUAGAAGGGGAGGAUGUUGUGUCUGCACAUGUAGCUACUGUAACGCAAUCUGGAUUGAGCCAGCAGGUCACGCUCAUAUCCCAGGAUGGGACCCAACAUGUCAACAUAUCUCAGGCAGACAUGCAAGCCAUCGGCAAUACCAUCACCAUGGUGACGCAAGAUGGCACCCCAAUCACAGUCCCCACUCAUGAUGCAGUUAUCUCUUCAGCAGGAACACACUCUGUAGCCAUGGUGACUGCUGAGGGUACGGAAGGACAGCAGGUUGCGAUAGUGGCCCAGGACUUAGCAGCGUUCCACACGGCCUCCUCAGACAUGGGUCAUCAGCCACACGGGCAUCAUUUGGUGACAACAGAAGCUCGACCGCUGACGUUAGUGGCCACGUCCAACGGAACACAAAUUGCAGUGCAGCUUGGAGAACAGCAGUCUUUGGAAGAAGCCAUCAGAAUAGCCUCCAGAAUCCAGCAAGGAGAGACACCAGGCUUGGACGAUUAACCCGGGCCUUGGAACCAUCCGGCAGAGAAUCUUUUCUUUUCAGACAACAGAGACCCCUGCAGCCAGAGUCGAGAACACUUGGAACUUUCCCAUUCCCUGAUCCUCUGCACACAUUUUUAUGCACAAGUGGACGCGUCUCAUGCUUGACCCUUAAAAUAGACUGGUUGGACUCGGUGACCACCAAGGUCCCUUCCAACUCUGCAGGUCAGCAGUUCUCGAUUUCCAACCUGACCCCUUGUGUAUGCAGAAAUAUGAAAUUAGGACUAGAUGGUAGAUUUUCCUGUUGUUGCUCUUUAUCAACUCUCAGACUACUGAAGUCUACCUGCAUGGCCAGUGCAGCUGUAGAAUUCUGUCCCAGGAUGAAUUUUAACUUUAAAUACAUGAUCAAGGCUGUUCAGACACUUUCAGAUGUCUGAAAGGUCCUUACAAUCAUAAUUCCAGAAGCCAUUUCAAAUGACAAAAGGAUGCAAAGCCUUCAAAUAUGUUCUUCAAUUAGUAGGGACCCUGCGAUUUUGGUUCUACAUUUCUCCAUUUUGAUUUCUGUCCCAGGUAACUGGUUGUCUUCCCCUGUCCCUGUUAAGUGCAGCCUAUUCAGCUAAUUCCAUUAGCUUUAAUUAGAUUAUGUAAUCAUUGAAAAGCUUUGGUUGUUCAGAAUUAAAUGGUUUAAUCCAAUACUUUGGUUUCCUUAAAGGUUUUACCUGAUGAGUUUGUUUUUGGUUUGGUUUGGUUUUUAAUAAUUCCAAUUAUGAUCAAGAAAAAUGUGACCACAGUGUCCAGGGAAGAAGGCAGGGCCAUGAUCUGAAGUGAAUUGACUCUGGGAUGAGUUCAGUGUAACCUAUUUAUUUUUGUUUAACAUUAUCCUUGUUCCAAAGUUUAUUUAUCCUGUAGCUCAUUUUUAAUUGAAUCCAGUAGUUCAAUAAACAAUAAUUUUCUUUUAUUAAA
Messenger RNA from Phascolarctos cinereus (koala), 3008 nucleotides. It is a transcript of the gene ZNF143, whose product is annotated as zinc finger protein 143. Gene Ontology annotation, biological process: regulation of transcription by RNA polymerase II. Gene Ontology annotation, molecular function: RNA polymerase II cis-regulatory region sequence-specific DNA binding; DNA-binding transcription factor activity, RNA polymerase II-specific. Lineage: Eukaryota; Metazoa; Chordata; Mammalia; Diprotodontia; Phascolarctidae. Gene Ontology annotation, cellular component: chromatin; transcription regulator complex; PcG protein complex. The record is from RefSeq and is a predicted model, not a curated record.